Molecule: messenger RNA, 623 nt
Organism: Mytilus trossulus (common blue mussel)
Lineage: Eukaryota; Metazoa; Mollusca; Bivalvia; Mytilida; Mytilidae
Exons: 2
Coding region: 264-623 (119 amino acids)
Source: RefSeq, a predicted model, not a curated record
UUUGAAAAUUGGAUACAUUAUAUGUUUAUUACCACAAAAGUUGGAAAAGAAGUAAAAAAGUCCCUUAUAAUAAUGCCUAUGCUUAUAUUAAUUAAUUUAUUAAGUUAAAUUCAAUGGUUGUAGUGGAAUUCCAUUUCUUUCAUAUCUAUCUUUGCAGAAAAUAGAUGUUGACUUCACCUUAAUUGAAACUCUUGUGUCAGCAACACAAAUAACCAUCACAAAACUGAUUAAGCAACUUGGACACUACAUGUAGUCAUUGCCAAAUGUGUCAGAGUGUUGUGGGUGUAAGAAUGAGACAGUCUAACAUUGACAACUUCCAAAGGCCUUACCUGGAAAAUGUGGUCCAGAAUCUAGAUGACAGAUUUCCAGACAACCUAGUACUUGUUGCACUAUCUGUCAUGGAUCCAGACCUCUCAGCUGACCCUUCAUUGAAUGAAUGGAUUCAACACAUAAAACUGAAGACUCUAGCCAAACAUUUCAAGUCAGUUGGUAUUGAAAUAAAAGUUCUGGAAGAAUGGGAAACACUGAGAACAGGGUUAGUGAAAGAAUGUAAAGACAUGACAUUUAGGAAGACAAUGAACAAAGUUGCCAGUUUCGGAACUUUGUAUCCUGUGUUUGUUUAA